Messenger RNA from Knipowitschia caucasica, 3708 nucleotides. The record is from the annotation of a GenBank genome assembly. NCBI's taxonomy places the organism in Eukaryota, Metazoa, Chordata, Actinopteri, Gobiiformes, Gobiidae.
AUGAGCCGCAAACUUCCCACGAGCACAGCCUUGGCGAGUGCAGCUCUCUCUGCCGCUCUCAAUGGCCCCAGCGCUGAGAGCCUCAAGGGGCAGAGUGUGUGUGUGUGUCGGAGGGGCAGAGUGUGUGCGUGUCGGAGGGGCAGAGUGUGUGCGUGUCGGAGGGGCAGAGUGUGUGUGUGUGUGUCGGAGGGGCAGAGUGUGUGUGUCGGAGAGCAGAGUGUGUGUGUGUCGGAGGGGCAGAGUGUGUGUGUGUCGGAGGGGCAGAGUGUGUGUGUGUCGGAGGGGCAGAGUGUGUGUGUGUCAGAGGGGCAGAGUGUGUGCGUGUCGGAGGGGCAGAGUGUGUGUGUGUGUGUCGGAGGGGCAGAGUGUGCGUGUCGGAGGGGCAGAGUGUGUGUGUGUGUGUCGGAGGGGCAGAGUGUGUGUGUCGGAGAGCAGAGUGUGUGUGUGUCGGAGGGGCAGAGUGUGUGUGUCGGAGGGGCAGAGUGUGUGUGUGUCGGAGGGGCAGAGUGUGUGUGUGUCAGAGGGGCAGAGUGUGUGCGUGUCGGAGGGGCAGAGUGUGUGUGUGUGUGUCGGAGGGGCAGAGUGUGUGUGUCGGAGAGCAGAGUGUGUGUGUGUCGGAGGGGCAGAGUGUGUGUGUCGGAGGGGCAGAGUGUGUGUGUGAGGGCAGAGUGUGUGCGUGUCGGAGGGGCAGAGUGUGUGUGUCGGAGAGCAGAGUGUGUGUGUGGGCAGAGUGUGUGCGUGUCGGAGGGGCAGAGUGUGUGUGUGUGUCGGAGGGGCAGAGUGUGUGCGUGUCGGAGGGGCAGAGUGUGUGUGUCGGAGAGUGUGUGUGUGUGUGUCGGAGGGGCAGAGUGUGUGUGUCGGAGGGGCAGAGUGUGUGCGUGUCGGAGGGGCAGAGUGUGUGUGUGUCGGAGGGGCAGAGUGUGUGCGUGUCGGAGGGGCAGAGUGUGUGCGUGUCGGAAGGGCAGAGUGUGUGUGUCGGAGGGGCAGAGUGUGUGCGUGUCGGAGGGGCAGUGUGUGUGUGUGUCGGAGGGGCAGAGUGUGUGUGUCGGAGAGCAGAGUGUGUGUGUGUCGGAGGGGCAGAGUGUGUGUGUGUCGGAGGGGCAGAGUGUGUGUGUGUCGGAGGGGCAGAGUGUGUGCGUGUCGGAAGGGCAGAGUGUGUGUGUCGGAGGGGCAGAGUGUGUGCGUGUCGGAGGGGCAGUGUGUGUGUGUGUCGGAGGGGCAGAGUGUGUGUGUGUCGGAGGGGCAGUGUGUGUGUGUGUCGGAGGGGCAGAGUGUGUGUGUGUCGGAGGGGCAGAGUGUGUGUGUGUGUCGGAGGGGCAGAGUGUGUGUGUGUCGGAGGGGCAGUGUGUGUGUGUGUCGGAGGGGCAGAGUGUGUGUGUCGGAGGGGCAGAGUGUGUGUGUCGGAGGGGCAGAGUGUGUGUGUCGGAGGGGCAGUGUGUGUGUGUCGGAGGGGCAGAGUGUGUGUGUCGGAGGGGCAGAGUGUGUGUGUGUGUCGGAGGGGCAGAGUGUGUGUGUCGGAGGGGCAGAGUGUGUGCGUGUCGGAGGGGCAGAGUGUGUGUGUCGGAGGGGCAGAGUGUGUGUGUCGGAGGGGCAGAGUGUGUGUGUCGGAGGGGCAGAGUGUGUGUGUGUCGGAGGGGCAGUGUGUGUGUGUCGGAGGGGCAGAGUGUGUGUGUGUCGGAGGGGCAGAGUGUGUGUGUGGAGGGCAGAGUGUGUGCGUGUCGGAGGGGCAGAGUGUGUGUGUGUGUGCGUGUCGGAGGGGCAGAGUGUGUGUGUCGGAGGGGCAGAGUGUGUGUGUGUCGGAGGGGCAGUGUGUGUGUGUGUCGGAGGGGCAGAGUGUGUGUGUGUCGGAGGGGCAGAGUGUGUGUGUGUCGGAGGGCAGAGUGUGUGGUGUCGGAGGGGCAGAGUGUGUGUGUGUGUCGGAGGGCAGAGUGUGUGCGUGUCGGAGGGGCAGAGUGUGUGUGUGUCGGAGGGCAGAGUGUGUGUGUGAGGGCAGAGUGUGUGUGUGUACCCAGUGAGAGCGAGGAGGAGCGGGCGAGAGGCCGGAGUGCACCGAGAUCCACUCUGCGUUGGUCGCCUCUGCGUCUCCUCAGGACGAGCGUCUCCAGUGGCAGGUGGCACGAGCGCAUCUGCGCGGCCUCUGGAGCAGGGAAGAUGGGUAGAAUCCAGCGCAGACCUGGGAAGAGUCUGAGCAGAGUGUGUGUGUCAGGAGCAGAGUGUGUGUGUCAGGAGCAGAGUGUGUGUGUCAGGAGCAGAGUGUGUGUGUCAGGAGCAGCGUGUGUGUGUGUCAGGAGCAGAGUGUGUGUGUCAGGAGCAGAGUGUGUGUGUCAGGAGCAGAGUGUGUGUGUCAGGAGCAGAGUGUGUGUGUCAGGAGCAGAGUGUGUGUGUCAGGAGCAGAGUGUGUGUGUCAGGAGCAGAGUGUGUGUGUCAGGAGCAGAGUGUGUGUGUCAGGAGCAGAGUGUGUGUGUCAGGAGCAGAGUGUGUGUGUCAGGAGCAGAGUGUGUGUGUCAGGAGCAGAGUGUGUGUGUCAGGAGCAGAGUGUGUGUGUCAGGAGCAGAGUGUGUGUGUCAGGAGCAGGUGUGUGUGUCAGGAGCAGGUGUGUGUGUCAGGAGCAGAGUGUGUGUGUCAGGAGCAGAGUGUGUGUGUCAGGAGCAGAGUGUGUGUGUCAGGAGCAGAGUGUGUGUGUCAGGAGCAGAGAGUGUGUGUCAGGAGCAGAGUGUGUGUGUCAGGAGCAGAGUGUGUGUGUCAGGAGCAGAGAGUGUGUCAGGAGCAGAGUGUGUGUGUCAGGAGCAGAGUGUGUGUCAGGAGCAGAGUGUGUGUCAGGAGCAGAGUGUGUGUGUCAGGAGCAGAGUGUGUGUGUCAGGAGCAGAGAGUGUGUGUCAGGAGCAGAGUGUGUGUGUCAGGAGCAGAGUGUGUGUGUCAGGAGCAGCAGUGUGUGUGUCAGGAGCAGAGUGUGUGUGUCAGGAGCAGAGUGUGUGUGUCAGGAGCAGAGUGUGUGGUGUGUCAGGAGCAGAGUGUGUGUGUCAGGAGCAGAGUGUGUGUCAGGAGCAGGUGGUGUGUGUGUGUCAGGAGCAGAGUGUGUGUGUCAGGAGCAGAGUGUGUGUGUCAGGAGCAGAGUGUGUGUGUCAGGAGCAGAGUGUGGUGUGUCAGGAGCAGAGAGUGUGUGUCAGGAGCAGAGUGUGUGUGUCAGGAGCAGAGUGUGUGUGUCAGGAGCAGCAGUGUGUGUGUCAGGAGCAGAGUGUGUGUGUCAGGAGCAGAGUGUGUGUGUGUGUCAGGAGCAGAGUGUGUGUGUCAGGAGCAGAGUGUGUGUGUCAGGAGCAGAGUGUGUGUGUCAGGAGCAGAGUGUGUGUGUCAGGAGCAGAGUGUGUGUGUCAGGAGCAGAGUGUGUGUGUCAGGAGCAGCGUGUGUGUGUCAGGAGCAGAGUGUGUGUGUCAGGAGCAGAGAGUGUGUGUCAGGAGCAGAGUGUGUGUGUCAGGAGCAGAGUGUGUGUGUCAGGAGCAGAGUGUGUGUGUCAGGAGCAGAGUGUGUGUCAGGAGCAGAGUGUGUGUGUCAGGAGCAGAGAGUGUGUGUCAGGAGCAGAGUGUGUGUGUCAGGAGCAGAGUGUGUGUGUCAGGAGCAGCGUGUGUGUGUCAGGAGCAGGUGUGUGUGUGUCAGGAGCAGCAUGUGUGUGUGUCAGGAGCAGAGUGUGUGUGUCAGGAGCAGAGUGUGUGA